This is a messenger RNA of Hyla sarda, 2192 nucleotides long. RefSeq names its product ubiquitin conjugating enzyme E2 D3 (gene UBE2D3). The transcript is spliced from 7 exons. The record is from RefSeq and is a predicted model, not a curated record. The coding region runs from base 251 to 694 and encodes 147 amino acids. Gene Ontology annotation, biological process: protein K48-linked ubiquitination; ubiquitin-dependent protein catabolic process. Lineage: Eukaryota; Metazoa; Chordata; Amphibia; Anura; Hylidae. Gene Ontology annotation, cellular component: nucleus. Gene Ontology annotation, molecular function: ubiquitin conjugating enzyme activity.
CUGUAGCGGGGGAGGGGCGAGUACAUAAGGAAAAGUCACCCGUUGGGUUAGUUAGUGCUUCAUAGACACCCGCCUUCAUUAAACCCCCCUCCCACCUGCGACGUGUGUGGGCGGCUCCGGGUAGUAGCGUGUCCCGGAUAUUGUAGGGGGGGCACCACCACCUCCUCUUUCUCCGCCUCUUCCUCGGCUCUCUCCUCCUCCGCCCAGCUCGCCCGAAUACCCGCCCGGCACCGGCAGCAGCGAGAGCAUCAUGGCGCUGAAGCGGAUCCACAAGGAACUGAAUGAUUUGGCCCGCGAUCCUCCAGCACAAUGUUCUGCAGGCCCAGUUGGAGAUGAUAUGUUUCAUUGGCAAGCAACAAUUAUGGGUCCUAAUGACAGUCCAUAUCAAGGCGGUGUCUUUUUCUUGACGAUCCAUUUUCCAACAGACUACCCCUUCAAACCUCCCAAAGUUGCGUUUACAACAAGAAUCUACCAUCCAAAUAUUAACAGCAAUGGCAGCAUUUGUCUUGACAUACUCAGAUCACAGUGGUCCCCAGCUUUAACUAUUUCUAAGGUUCUUUUGUCAAUUUGUUCACUGUUAUGUGACCCAAACCCAGAUGACCCUCUAGUGCCAGAGAUUGCACGGAUCUACAAAACAGAUAGGGAAAAGUACAACAGAAUAGCCCGGGAAUGGACUCAGAAGUAUGCUAUGUGAUGAUACCUUCAAGUCUAAAUACACCUGCAUUAUAGCUGGAAUAAAAUAAACUUUAAAUUACUGUUUUCCCCUCCCUUUCAGACCUCAUCUUCUUAUCCCUCAUUAUUUUAUUUUUCUUUUCUUUCAUUUUGUGCUGCCUCCCUUCAUGCACAUGCUCAUAUGAGAAGACCUUAGCUCAGCAUUGGAAAGAAACUGCUCUAGACUGUCAAGUAGUUGCCAGAAUACGAUUGCCCAAGAUCCUUAAUCUUAUCAAAAUGAGCAUGUGUUAAAACAUGGCCGUCGUCUUCACUGUAACUUGGUUAUGAGAUAAACCCAUCCUUCAUUUCUUACUGAAGUGGUGAAGAUUAGGGCUUUUUUUUGGGGUAGGGAGGGGUGAAGUGUCAGGCAAAAUUAAAUUAAAAAAAUAAAAUCCUCUGUCUUAUUGUAGGAUUCAGCAAUGUGGAGUUAUUAUGGAUAUUUUGGUCACAACCUUCAGACGUUUAAGACUUUUUUUUCAUUUAUGCUCAUAACUGAUGUUUUGGGUGGAGAGUUGGUGUUGAAUUAUAUAGCUGCAGAAUUAAUGUAUUUUAUGCAUGUAAUAAACAUGACAGAUAGAAAUUGGAAGGUGAAACCCCCUUAAAUAACAGAGGUUCAAAAGUUUUGUAACUUUUCAUUGAGGUUUUUAUUUUUUGGAGGCUGAGCUAUUAGUUAAUCUCUCUUCCCAAACACUGUUAAUAUAGCACUGAAUAAAAUGAUUCAAGCGUCAAUGGAUGACUGAUCAACUAAUAGCUCCAUUUUUUUUCUUCAAUAAAGUUGCAUAAACCAAUGUGUUAGCUGCCUGAAUUAAUCAAUGUUUGCAACCUUAUUUUCUAUGUAAAUUCAACAAAUCUGUGUGUAUAUAAAGUUUGGAUUUUGUUCUGUUUGACGUCAAAUGAUAGUGUAAAGAGCAUAAACUUUUUUUUCCUUCUUCUCCUAUGUUCAUUUUAAUCUAUUUAUCCACUUAUAUGCCAAAUCAAUUAUUGCCCAUUCUGGGCAUAAAUUCCAGCAUUUAAUAUUAAACUGGUUAGUGGUGUGAGGGGGAGAGGGAGGUCUGGGGGCAACCUGGUCAUAUAACAGAUUGAGCAUUCAUGGUAUAUGAUCAGCUAAUAAAAAUGUUCCUAACUUCUGGAACAUUUAGUGGCAGAUCGCCAUCAGCCUACUAUUUAGUAUAUUUGCACAUCAAGACAUGAUGGUGAAGGGCCAUGUGGGCAUAUUCUACGCGACCAAAUCCUGCCUGACUUAGGCAUGUGGGUCUUAUCGUGAAGCUUGUUUAAAAGUGACUUUUUUUUUUUUUUCUCUCCCUAAAUUUCCUUUUUUGUGAGAUGUUAAUUAGAUUGAAAGGAUUAUUUGCUCUGCUGUUUACAAAAUACGUAUUUUAGUGAAAACAACAAGUUUAAUCUCUAGGUGACUUAUCAUGAAUGAAUAAAGCAGUACUGUCGUUUCUCAUUUCACAAUAAAAAAAAGCUGUCUGUGCCAUUUA